Messenger RNA from Polyodon spathula (Mississippi paddlefish), 1751 nucleotides. It is a transcript of the gene arv1, whose product is annotated as ARV1 homolog, fatty acid homeostasis modulator. The record is from RefSeq and is a predicted model, not a curated record. The transcript has 5 exons. Gene Ontology annotation, biological process: intracellular sterol transport; sterol metabolic process; sphingolipid metabolic process. Gene Ontology annotation, cellular component: Golgi apparatus; cortical endoplasmic reticulum. Lineage: Eukaryota; Metazoa; Chordata; Actinopteri; Acipenseriformes; Polyodontidae. The coding region runs from base 56 to 754 and encodes 232 amino acids.
GGACCCAAAAUACAGGAAGUGGGGAGCGAAGCCGGCGGUUUGGAAACGAGUCGUGAUGGCAGCAGUGUCGUAUAAAUGUAUUGAGUGCAAUCAAGAGGCAAAUGAACUUCACAGAGAUUACAGCUAUGGCGUGUUAAAAAUUACCAUAUGUAAGUCUUGCCAAAAGCCAGUGGACAAGUACAUUGAAUAUGACCCUGUAAUAAUUUUGAUUGAUACGCUUUUAUGCAAAGCACAAGCUUACAGGCAUAUUAUUUUUAAUACAACAUUAAAUAUACAUGGGAAACUGUUUGUGUUCUGCCUGCUAUGUGAGGCUUACCUCAGGUGGUCACAACUGCAGGGCUCCAGGCAAAGCAGUGACCCAGCAGACAUCAUCCGAUACACAAAAGAAUGGGAUUUCUACAGAAUGUUCGGACUAGCUGCUCUAGAGCUAAUAAUGUUUCUAGUAGGGGUGUUUACUUUCCUGUGGUUAAUAAAAGGCUACCUGAAAACAAUUCCUGAACCAGCCAUGAUGCUGAAAGCACUACUGCUGUCCAGCUAUGGCAAACUGUUAGUCAUCCCAGCUGUAAUCUGGGAACAUGACUACUCCCCACUGUGCCUUCACCUGAUAAAAGUGUUUGUGCUCACUUCAAAUUCACAAGCAGUUAGAGUUAUUCUCAACUGUAGCAGAAGACUUUCACUCCUGGUUAUCUUCAUUGGUUUGUUCAUGGAAACAUCUGCAUCUUACAUCUUCCAGAAAAUGGAGUGGAGCACAUAGGACAAGUGGUUCCAGCUUUCUCGGCAGCUUUCCUGUUCUUGCUGUCUUCAGUUACUAUUUUUUCAGGAAACACAUCUUCAAUUGAGGCUGUCAGCAGAAACACUUUUUUUUUAUUACUGAAGGUGGGUGUCUGGUGCUGUGGGCAUUCUUAAUAAUGGGGUUAUCCUUGUCCAAACACAUCUUUUUUUGGAAGACAUCCUUUAGGGUUGGCCUAAGCUUUUACCAUGUUAUCGUUGAUAUUUGUCAACCCUGUACAAAUACUGUGACUGACUUCAAACACUCUGACUCUCAACAAAUCAAGUCAUAGUGUGUACAUGACAAAACCAGUUGGUGCACUUUUGCAAUUAUAUGUUUGCUGGGUGUUUUAUACUAGGCUGCUGCAAAGUUAUACAAAACAAAUGUCACCUCCAGUGGAGAAAAAGGGGCAAUUGCUUUUGUUGAAACUGACAAAGAGUUACUGUCUGAUGCUUAGUAUUGGCAUAAAAACAAAUAGAUGGUAUUGUUGAAAUCAGUGUUUUGAUUUAUUGAAUACAAAUGUAUGAACCUUUUUUUUUUUGCUUUGUGAAUAAUGAAGAGGUCAAAUGUUUUUCAGGUAUUGCAUAUAAACUCAUUCUCCCUUAAAAUAUGAACAUUUUUACUUUUAAAUAAAGCACCCUCUUUCAUCAGGCGUGAUUUCUUCUGGGCUGUGACAUUGAAAUUCAAACAAAAAACAUCUAUGCAGGGGUGUCUUCGGUAAUCUAAAACAUAUGUUUGGGUUUGCAAGUACUUGACACUACCACCAAACUGAAAUAACAUUGUGGAAGACUGCUUCCCUGCAGGCAGGGGUUUCUCACAGCCAGAGGUGGGACAUGAAUCCGGAACCUCCCGCACUGAAACAUAGUGCUGAUACCGUUGUACAAAAGAGCCAGCUCCCUUGCAGGAGCUGGUAUCGGGCUUACGUCUUCAUAUUUGAUUGCGUCACGUACCAACCCUGACCCCUACACACUAUAUAUAUAUA